UGUUUUCAUAAUAUUAGAUUCUGCGUGCUUGAACCUAGCAACAUAUUGUUGUGACAAUGUACGCCAUUUCUUGCUCAGGGCUAGAAAAUUCCUUAGUUUCAAGCAACUCAUUCCGUUAGUUCGUUGUUUACUUUCUGUCCAGACCCGUUUGGAAGGCAUGUCCUUUACAGUGCGUGGUUCUUACUUUAGAUCAUCACGUCCCCAUGAACAUACAAGAAAUAUAAUAACUUUAAAAACUCGUUCAAAAUCAGCGAAUACAAUACCGACACGCCCAGAUUUUAGUGCAAAUUUUAACAUUAAUCCACGAGUUGUACCCCCAUUCUCAAUACAAUCGUGCCAGAAGAACACAGUUGUUAUUAAAGGCCCACUAGAGGAAACUAGUACGGUUAAUCAAAAUAAAACUCGUACCGGCAACAAAAAAUCUCCUCAAAAAAAAUUGAAAACUAUUAAAAGCAAAGCAUUUUCUACCUUUGAUCUGAACCCGUAUAAAAAUGAUUCAUCGAAACAAAAUCGAGGUAGCACAUCAUUUCGUAUGUAUUUCGAUCGUGGCGAUUUGCCUAUAAAAAUGGAAUAUCUGUGUGGUGGUGACAAAAUUGGUUGGACUGUUGACAUCGACAAACUCGAUUACAGUCUAUAUUUGCCACUUUUUUUCGAUGGGCUCUCGGAAACGCAACACCCAUAUAAAACCUAUGCACGCCAAGGUGUUUCCGAUUUAUUGGUAGCUGGCGGUGGUAAAAUACAGUCGGUAAUACCGCAAUUGAUUUUACCUUUGAAAAAUGCAUUAAGCACUAAAAAUUUGGAAGUUAUGUGCACUACUUUAAAAAUCAUACAACAACUCGUUAUGUCUUCAGACUUAGUUGGACCAGCUUUAGUGCCAUUCUAUAGGCAAUUACUGCCAAUGUUCAAUGCUUAUAAAGUUAAGAAUAUAAAUUGCGGUGAUAAAAUUGACUAUGGACAGAAAAAUAAUAUGAAUUUGGGCGAUCUUAUAGAUGAAACUUUACAAGUUCUUGAGUUGCAUGGCGGAGAAGAUGCUUUCAUAAAUAUUAAAUAUAUGGUACCAACAUACGAGUCAUGUUAUUUAAAUUAAAGA
Teleopsis dalmanni is the source of this 1090-nucleotide messenger RNA. Its product is annotated as parkin coregulated gene protein homolog. Gene Ontology annotation, molecular function: Hsp90 protein binding; Hsp70 protein binding. Lineage: Eukaryota; Metazoa; Arthropoda; Insecta; Diptera; Diopsidae. The coding region runs from base 158 to 1087 and encodes 309 amino acids. The record is from RefSeq and is a predicted model, not a curated record. The transcript has 6 exons.